Messenger RNA from Erigeron canadensis, 2058 nucleotides. Its product is annotated as indole-3-acetic acid-amido synthetase GH3.6-like. The transcript has 3 exons. Gene Ontology annotation, molecular function: indole-3-acetic acid amido synthetase activity. Gene Ontology annotation, cellular component: cytoplasm. Lineage: Eukaryota; Viridiplantae; Streptophyta; Magnoliopsida; Asterales; Asteraceae. Bases 67 to 1881 code for a protein of 604 amino acids. The record is from RefSeq and is a predicted model, not a curated record.
AUCAUUUCUCUCUUUUUCAACACCUUCAACUUUCUUUCUUUCUUUGUUUUUUCUCUCUACACGACCAUGCCCGAGGCACCAAAUAACGACAUGGACUACGCCCUCACAAACAAAAAUAAAAACACUCUUCAAUUCAUUGAAGAUGUCACGUCUAACCCGGACCUUGUCCAACAAAGAGUAUUGUCCGAAAUUCUAACACAAAAUGCCAACGUCGAAUACCUUAAGCGCCACGAUCUCGUUGGUCACACGGAUCGUGAAACUUUCAAAAGACUUAUCCCCGUUGUUACGUAUGAAGAUCUUCAUAUUGAUAUUACUCGUAUCGCCAACGGGGAUAAGUCUCCUAUUCUCUCUUCCCGUCCCAUUUCAGAAUUCUUAACAAGUUCGGGGACUUCUGGAGGAGAAAGGAAAUUGAUGCCUACAAUUGAUGAUGAGCUAGGAAGAAGGUCUUUGUUAUAUAGUCUUUUAAUGCCGGUAAUGAACCAAUUUGUACCCGGCUUAGAUAAAGGCAAAGGGAUGUACUUUUUAUUCAUAAAAUCCGAAGCCAAAACACCGGGCGGGUUAGUAGCCCGACCCGUUUUAACAAGUUACUACAAAAGUUCACAUUUUAAAGAAAGACCAUAUGACCCUUAUACCAAUUACACCAGCCCGAAUGAAACCAUUCUUUGCCCGGAUUCAUAUCAAAGCAUGUAUUCCCAGAUGCUUUGUGGUUUGUAUCUUAACAAAGAGGUUCUUCGGGUCGGGGCAGUUUUUGCAUCCGGGUUCAUUCGGGCUAUUCGGUUUUUAGAAAAGCAUUGGAGUCUUUUGAGCCAUGAUAUUCGUACGGGCACUUUGAAUGAGAUUAUCACCGACCCGUCCGUAAGGGAAUCGGUGAUGAAAAUAUUGAAACCCGACCCGAGUCUUGCUGAUUUCAUCGACCUCGAAUGCUCGAGAAAAUCAUGGCAAGGGAUUAUAACAAGAUUAUGGCCAAACACAAAAUAUGUUGAUGUUAUAGUAACGGGGUCCAUGUCACAAUAUAUACCAACUCUUGAUUAUUAUAGUAAUGGGCUUCCCCUUGUGUGCACAAUGUAUGCAUCUUCCGAGUGUUAUUUUGGUGUCAAUUUGAACCCACUUUGUAAACCAAGUGAGGUUGCUUACACUCUUAUUCCCACCAUGGCUUAUUUCGAGUUCCUUCCCGUUCAUCGGAACGAUGGUGUGGCCGCGACAAAAAACGAGAAGGACAAGCAACAACUAGUCGAUCUUGCGGAUGUUAAACUCGGUCAAGAAUACGAGCUUGUUGUCACCACAUAUGCAGGUCUUUAUAGGUAUAGAGUUGGUGAUGUACUAAAAGUUGUUGGAUUCAAAAACAAGGCUCCUCAAUUCAGUUUCAUAUGUCGAAAGAAUGUGGCAUUGAGUAUCGAUUCUGACAAGACCGAUGAAGUAGAGCUACACAAAGCAGUCGAGAAUGCGGUCAACCAUUUGGUGCCAUUCAACGCAACUUUAACCGAGUACACGAGCUAUGCAGACACAACAACGAUCCCCGGUCACUAUGUGAUAUAUUGGGAAGUAACCGAAAAUGGUCUAACCAAAAUUCCAGCUUCGGUUUAUGAGGAUUGUUGUCUUACAAUCGAAGAGUCAUUGAACAGUGUUUAUAGGCAAGGUAGAGCUUCAGAUAAGUCGAUAGGUGCGUUGGAGAUCAAGAUUGUUGAAAAUGGGACGUUUGAUAAGUUGAUGGAUUACGCGAUAAGGUUAGGUGCUUCGAUUAAUCAGUACAAGACUCCAAGGUGCGUUAAGUAUGAGCCGAUUGUGGAGCUGUUGAACUCGAGGAUGGUGUCGAGCUAUUUUAGCCCAAAGUGCCCAAAAUGGUUUCCGGGCCACAAGCAAUGGAACAAUAAUGUUAAUUGAUCGAUUAUGUAUUUAGAUGUAGGCAAUUAAGUGGAAAAAAAGAUGUUUGUUUAGGUCAUUUUAACAUCUUUAAAGCUUAUGCUAUUUAGUGUUUCUUAAUGGCAUUUUCAAGUAGGGUCCUGUGUACAAAAACAAUUUGAAUAUCCAAGGAAUAUAUGUUCAUCAUCAUUUUGCAUA